AUGGCUACAUCGAAUCCAGGCAUUGUAAUUGGAUCAGCGUGGUUCCAGCGAAAAAUUAAUCUACGACCAAAACAUCGAGGUGUUCAUUUAGUUACCGACGAAAUUUUACGUCAAAUUCCAGAGCUGUGCCAUUUUUCGGUUGGCCUAUUUCACAUACAAAUUUUACACACAUCCGCCAGUUUAGCGCUAAACGAAAGCUGGGAUCCCGAUGUUCGAGACGAUAUGGAAAUGAUGUUGAAUAAAAUCGUACCGGAAGAUGUACCGUAUCGACAUUCGUGCGAAGGUCCCGACGAUAUGCCAGCACAUGUGAAAGCAUGCUUUCUGGGUAGUUCAUUAAGUAUUCCAAUUACGGAUGGUAAAUUAACAUUGGGCACAUGGCAAGGUAUUUGGCUUUGUGAGCAUCGUGAUCAUGCCGGAUCACGGAAAUUAGCAAUUACAAUAUCAGGUUGUCCACGUGAUUCAAUCCAUAGUCCAACAUCACCCGUUUCACCAAUGCCUUCAACAACUAGUUAGGGCAGGUCUUACUGCCGAAAUGCUCGCGCAAAUUAAAAACAUUGUUAAAUUAAACAGAUGGACAAGAAAACGAGUGAACAAAUGAGUGCAGAAAAUAGACGAAAUUGAAGAGAAAUCUAUGCAAUAGCCACGAUUAAAUUUAAAAAGAAAGACACACACGGAGAAAGAGAGACACAAACAGCAGAAGCAACAGAAGCAAAGUGCAGGAACACUCAACUAACACACACCACACACACGAACACUUUACAAUGGCACGUUUAAAUGUAAAUCAAUAAAUAAUUAAGCUGACUUAGAGAGUGAGAAAAAGGAGGAACGUAUGGAUACAUAGAGCUACUACAACCCGAUUCAGAAAACUAAAACCACAAAAUUGAUAAAAAAAAUAUGCAAAAAGACACAAAAAGAAACACAAUAAAAACAAGUAUGGAUGUUAUCGAAGAGGAGAAGAAAAAAAAAACGAACAAAUGAGCCAAAUUUAAAAUUUGCAUUAAUCAAAGGCUAACGAAAAAUCGCUAUAAAAAUUCUGCAAUAACAACCACAACCACAAGUCGAAUCAGCUACAUUAUCACAAUCAUUGGAAUUUCGUGCUCGUCCUUUUUCAGUUUUCUUCGUUUUAUUUUUUUCGUCGCUGUUGUUUUCUCUUUAUCAGAUCAAAUGCAGAGCAUUCAUUUAACACGGCAAUAAAAAGCUAAACAAACUGACCCAAUAGCGCAACCGUAAAAGACAGGAAAAAAAAACCAAAACAUCCGAAAGAUAAUCAAGUAAAUGGAUUAAAUUGUACUGUAUAAAUUUCCAAAAACCACGAAAAGAAUUUGUUGACACAUAGCAGCCGCAGCCGGAAGUGAAUCGAAACGAAGACAGAAAAACACACACACGGAACAAAAAAUUAAACAUUAGCCCGUAAUAAAAGGAAAAGAAAAAUAGUAAAUAAAAUAUGGAAUUACUUCGAUAAAUGUAAAUGCAUGUUGUUCAUUUGUAUGAUACGGAUAAGGUACUUUUCACCCAGUCACAACACACACUCAGUCACGUUUUCACUCAGUCACGCGCCACACUCUGAACUAAUGGAAUAAAAACUACUAGAUAUCUGCUUUAGCAUAUUCAGACUCAAUUCAACGAUGCAUUCCAGGGCAGACGAAAAAAAAACCCAAAAAGAAAAAUCAUAAAUAAAGUUCAAUAAAUAAUAUAAUAAUCGUUUGAGGUCAAAAGAGUGUGUAAUUAAGGGAAGAGAGAGAGAGAGAGAGAGAAAGAGCGUGUUAUCACACGCAGCCAUUCGUUCAUAGUUUUUGUCAUCGAAAAGGUGGUUUUAUUUUUGGUUAUUCUCUUACCCAAUUAAAUUUUCCUUGCAUUUGUUCUUCUGUGAAUAAAUACGUACCUAACGUAAAAUAAUAAUCAUUCAACUGGUGAUAUUAGUUUCCGAUACAAUGAAGUGGUGGAAUAGACGAUGUUUUGAACUGGAUUCUUAUCAGUCGGCCAAUGGUCACAUAUACACACUCACACAUACAGACACACAUCCGCAGAUACACACAUUCGAAGUUUGUGUUUGUUUCAUACGUUUUUUUUUCUUUCAAAGCAAUCCAAGCAAAUAAUAAAUCAACGUUGUAAUUUAGAAAAGAAAAUAAUAUGAUAUAUUUUAAAUCGAAAUGAAUAAUAAAACGUGAACAAAAGAAAGCAUCAAAGUUACAUAUAUAUUUUAGUUGUUUUCAUUUAUUUACUCAUUGUUUAUAAUUAUAAAGCAAAUAAAUGACACACACACACACAUCAGGAGACUAGAGAGUAAAAUAAUUUUGUUCAAUUAACAUUGACAUGGAAAUGGGAAAAGCUUGAAAUUGAUUUGUAUAAAGAGGAAUAUUUUCGGUUGAAGUUAAAGCAUCGAACAUCUAAUCAGCAGUGAUUAGAAUUCUAAUUGUACAUAGCGCGCGCUCAUUUAAAUUAUCAUUACUUAAUGUAUACCAUAAGAGCUUUAUUAUUCGAAUAAAAUGGAAAAACCA
Sitodiplosis mosellana (orange wheat blossom midge) is the source of this 2498-nucleotide messenger RNA. RefSeq names its product UPF0047 protein YjbQ. The record is from RefSeq and is a predicted model, not a curated record. The coding region runs from base 1 to 513 and encodes 170 amino acids. NCBI's taxonomy places the organism in Eukaryota, Metazoa, Arthropoda, Insecta, Diptera, Cecidomyiidae. The transcript has a single exon.